Molecule: messenger RNA, 4768 nt
Organism: Paecilomyces variotii
Lineage: Eukaryota; Fungi; Ascomycota; Eurotiomycetes; Eurotiales; Thermoascaceae
Product: DNA mismatch repair protein
Exons: 7
Coding region: 140-4594 (1484 amino acids)
Biological process (GO): mismatch repair
Cellular component (GO): MutLalpha complex; membrane
Molecular function (GO): ATP hydrolysis activity; ATP binding; ATP-dependent DNA damage sensor activity
Source: RefSeq, a predicted model, not a curated record
ACGACGUCGACAUCCCGUCUGGGCAGGCUUAUCUAAGCGUCUCGGUGAUAUCACGGGAUGCUGGAAGCUGGAACGUUCGCCUUCUCCUCUUCGUAUCAAACAACAAACACAGCGUAAGUCGUCCGAGAGACGUUCCAAGAUGGGCGCUUUACUAUCUCUUCCGUUUAUGGCGCUUCCCGGCGUCGGCACGCUGCUCGGUUUCGGAGCUUCGUGCUGCGGCGCUGCGACCUGCUCAGCAGUAUGCAGUUCAUGCGGGAAGUUCCAGAGCAGUAUGGCGACGAGAAUCGCCUAUGCGUUCAUCCUCCUCGUCAACUCUAUCCUGUCAUGGAUCAUGCUCACACCUUGGGCGUUGAAGAAACUGCAGCAUAUGACCCUUGAUUAUAUGGAGAUUAGAUGUGAUGGUAAAGAGUGCUAUGGUUGGGUGGCUGUUCAUCGGAUCAACUUCGCUCUGGGGCUGUUUCAUCUCAUCAUGGCGCUCUUGCUUCUCGGUGUCCGGACAUCUAGAGAUAGCCGAGCAGCCCUACAGAACGGAUACUGGGGCCCGAAAGUGAUCGUCUGGAUCGGAUUUCUGGUCAUGUCGUUCUUCAUUCCCGAAUCUUUCUUCUUCGUCUACGGCAACUACAUCGCUUUCAUCUGCGCGAUGCUCUUCCUGCUGCUUGGUCUCGUCCUCCUCGUGGAUCUCGCGCACAGCUGGGCGGAGAUGUGCCUGGAGAAUAUCGAAGACAACGAGUCCAGGGUUUGGCGUGGCCUGCUGAUUGGAUCGACCCUUGGCAUGUAUAUCGCAUCCAUCGCCAUGACGGUCCUGAUGUACGUCUUUUUUGCAUCGAGUGGAUGCUCGAUGAACCAGGCAGCGAUCACGGUCAACCUUAUUGUUUUCCUGAUUAUUUCCGUGGUUUCCAUUCAGCCUGUUGUCCAGGAAUACAAUCCGCGAGCCGGGUUGGCGCAGGCGGCCAUGGUCACGGUUUACUGCACCUAUCUCACUAUGUCAGCAGUUUCAAUGGAGCCUGAUGACCGACACUGCAACCCACUCAUUCGUGCUCGGGGAACGAGGACUGCAACUAUUGUCCUUGGUGCGAUUGUCACCAUGGCGACAAUCGCUUACACUACCACGCGCGCGGCCACUCAAGGCAUUGCUCUCGGAUCCAAAGGUGGUCACAGCUACACUCGUGUCGGUACUGACGAUAACGAGCAUGGGCUAGUGACUCAGCAGCCCGUUUCGCGACGUGAGAUGAGAGCCGAAGCUCUUCGUGCCGCUGUUGAGAGUGGUAGUCUGCCUGCCAGUGCUCUAGAUGACGACGAUGACGAGUCUGACGACGGCUACGAUUCCAGAGAUGACGAAAGAGGAUCAACCCAGUACAACUACUCUCUCUUCCAUGUCAUUUUCUUCCUUGCGACCACCUGGGUUGCCACUCUCCUUACCCAGAACCUGGACCCGGAGGCGAACGAUGACUUCGCCCCAGUUGGUCGGACUUACUGGGCCAGCUGGGUCAAAAUUAUCAGUGCCUGGAUCCAUCAAAUCCAAUCUGGUCAAGUAAUAGUCGACCUCUGUUCCGUUGUCAAGGAGCUUGUUGAGAACAGCCUAGAUGCAGGCGCAACAUCUGUGGAGGUUCGUUUCAAGAACAACGGUCUCGACCUGAUCGAGGUACAGGAUAAUGGAAGCGGAAUUUCGCCCAACAACUACGAAAAUGUCGCUCUCAAACACUACACUUCGAAGCUGUCGAGCUACGAUGACCUGUCCUCCCUCCAGACAUUCGGGUUCCGGGGCGAAGCGCUAUCGUCACUGUGUGCACUCUCCGAUUUCCACAUCGUCACUGCCCAGGCAGAUGAAGCACCAAAGGCGAAACGCCUCGAUUUUGAGUUUUCGGGGAAGUUGAAGAAGACACAGGUCGUUGCGGGGCAGAAGGGCACCACAGUGUCGGUGGAGAAUCUAUUUCAGAAGCUACCUGUACGGCGACGGGAGCUGGAGAAGAAUAUCAAGCGAGAAUAUGGAAAGGUUCUGGGAUUGCUGCACGCAUAUGCGUGUAUCAGCACUGGGGUGCGAUUCUCUGUCAAGAAUACGGUGGGCAAGAAUAAAAACGUUGUAGUUUUCACCACCAAGGCGAACCCGACCACGAAGGAAAACAUCGCCAAUGUUUAUGGCGCAAAAACUCUCUUGGCUCUGAUUCCGCUGGAGCUUGAGCUCGAGUUUGAGCCCUCCGCAGCAGGAAGACGGAAAGCUGGACAGGACGUCAACAAGAUCCUUGUCCGCGGACAUAUCUCACGCCCAGUCUUUGGGGAAGGCAGACAGACACCGGAUCGGCAGAUGUUCUUCGUCAAUUCUCGGCCAUGCGGACUGCCCCAGAUAGCAAAGGCAUUCAACGAAGUCUACAAAUCGUUCAAUGUCUCCCAAUCGCCGUUCAUAUUUGCCGACUUUCGAAUGGACACGAAUGCCUACGACGUGAAUGUGUCUCCUGACAAACGGACGAUCUUGCUGCACGAUUCAGGAGCUCUUAUUGAAGCGCUGAAAGAGUCUCUGGUACGCUUGUUCGAAGAAGCUGACCAGACCGUUCCUCAGGCACGGUUCCAAACUGCAAAGCAGGUAGCACUAGAUCAACAUCUCCAUGUUGGGACUCAAGGCAGUAGAGACCCUACAGGAUCGUCGGAGGCAGAAGCUCCUCUCAAUGAGGAGUCGACUGAUGUUUCCUCAGAGGACGACCAGACAAGGCAUGAUAGAGCAAAGGCUAAGAUGAAGAGCUUCCUGGGUGCUUUAGCAGACCGCCGUGUGAGCGUGCCGGAGCAAGUCCCAGCCGAUUCACCGUCGCGUGAGGCUGUCAAGGCUACACAGGAGACAAUGCAUGAGCAUUCUAUUUCUCUAGAACCGCAAGAUGAGGAGGAGGAGAUCCCAUCUACCGGCACAGGCACUGAGGGCAAUGAAACCCAGCAGAACGUUCCACGGGCAACCAACGAACUGUUUGUGGAGGACGGACCUCCCUCGGGUCCCCCAUCGCCAAACGAACAGCAUAUUCCGGCACUUCGAGCGAGCUCUCAACAGGAGACGCCAAAUGUGAUCCAGAAUGCAUUCGAUCGAAUGCGGCGUCGGCGGCAACCUGCUGAGAUUGCUACUAUCACCGUGGGCGACAAGACAGUCACCUCUGUUAUCGGCAGCGGUAUACCUAGAAAGAGAUAUCUGGAGGCCACUGGUUCUCCAUCAGGUGCCUCUGCUUCAAGGACUAAACGGCGGGUUCAUACUCCGUCGCGGCCGAAUAUAUUCAGCCAAAGUCUGAAGGCCUUCGCUGCACCUGGCACACAGGUUGGACCAUCAUCGGAUGGUGAGGAGGAGGAAGAGGAGGAGGAUGUAGAAGACAUCCAGGAAGAGGAAGAAGAGGAAUAUGAAGAAGAGGAACAAGAGGGAGGAGCGGAAGAUACUAGAUCAUCUCCUGAACCAGAUCGGUCCAUUCCUGAUGAAACCGAAGAGCAAGCGGAACAAACACAGUUGGAUGAAUCUGCUGUUGAUGAAGCUGAAAUAGAAAUCGGCGGUGUGUCCGCUGAAUCAGAUGAGGACUAUGUCGAUGAAAAGGAAAAGAAAGCGCAGGACGAAGCGCGGGUCCAGGAUCUCAUUCGCGAAGCCGAAGAAAACGCGGCCUUGCCUUCACAAAGCAACAUCAACCGUGCCGACAAAUUGACCAAGGGCCUCACGCGGAGAGACUCCACCGUCCAUCUCAUGGGUAUGAUCAAUUGUUCAAUCUCGAGGAUUGAAUCUCAAAUAAAUGCCAUCCGGCAAAGCCUCAAAGCAUAUACCUCGACCACUCUGUCGUCCGUCGAAGACCAAGAAACGCCACGCACUGCUGAAGAACGGCUGUCACUAACGGUGUCGAAAGAUGACUUUGCUCAAAUGCGCAUCGCCGGCCAAUUUAACCUUGGCUUUAUCCUCGCGACACGUUCCUCUGUGGCUAGCCCGUCUAAAGAUGAGCUCUUCAUUAUCGACCAGCAUGCCUCCGACGAGAAGUAUAACUUUGAGCGACUCCAGGCAGAGACGGUCGUACAAAACCAGCGUCUUGUCCGUCCGAAGACGCUUGAUCUUACUGCGGUCGAAGAAGAAAUCAUCAUCGAGAACCAGAGGGCUCUGGAGAAGAACGGGUUCAUAAUCGAGGUCGACGACAGUGGCGAUGAGCCAAUCGGCCGUCGUUGCAAGCUCGUCUCCUUGCCCCUCAGCAAAGAAGUUGUCUUUGAUGUCCACGACUUGGAAGAACUGCUAGUGCUGCUCUCUGAAACUCCCGCGUCUGAUAUCUACACUCCACGUCCCAGCAAAGUGCGGAAGAUGUUUGCGAUGCGCGCCUGUCGGUCAAGUAUCAUGAUUGGAAAACCACUCACGCCCAAGCAGAUGGAGAAGGUCGUCCAGCACAUGGGCACGAUCGACAAGCCGUGGAACUGUCCCCACGGACGACCAACCAUGCGACAUCUGAUGACUUUAGGCCAGUGGAAUGAGUGGGAUGAGAACAGAGCUGAUGAGGACGAUGACCGGGAGAGCGAUGAUCUUGAUGUAUGGAAGAGGUAUUUCGAAGAGCACGGAGAACAGGAGGAUAUCGAAGAGGAGCGGGAAGACGAAGAACUGUGAUAGAUACGAUGUGAUAUUAUGGAUUGGAUACUGUGACUUGGGGCACAAAAUUUGGGACAGGAUUGGAUUUAUGGUGUCUCGCCAUUUUUGGAUAGUACAGUACAAAUAAUCAUGAAGCAAGCCAUUCUUGGUUGUCGUUGUUUCUGAAUAGCUGUAUCUUUUAUACGUCAGGCU